[Torrubiella] hemipterigena is the source of this 369-nucleotide messenger RNA. The record is from the annotation of a GenBank genome assembly. NCBI's taxonomy places the organism in Eukaryota, Fungi, Ascomycota, Sordariomycetes, Hypocreales, Clavicipitaceae.
AUGGGUGGCUUUUAUAUGCAAUAUCUUGAAAGCCUCUGCCGCCGUCGAGGAUGGACUGAUCCCGCCUACGAAUGCUACCAAGACCCCAGUGGCUACACCUGCCUCGUACUGGUCAACGGCCGCGAGUACCAGACCGAUUUGGCCUACCAGUCCAACGUCCUGGCCCAGGAAAACGCCGCCAUGCGCGCCUUCAUGGUCUGCCGCAACUUCUCUGUCAACGGAGGCAUGCUUGCCCGCAACGGCGUCGUCCAGGGCCUCCCUGCUACCCCGGACAGCAGCCGCCGCCGAAAGAGCCAGCAGAGCGCUGACCGCCACGGACGACGCUCCGGAAACCACUCCAGCAGCAGCUCGACCGCCUCGUUUGAGUAA